CACAACCUGCUCUCCGAAGCUGCUUUGUCCUGACUAAUCAAGCACUAAAAAAUCUCACAACUUGCUUCACUUCACAACAUCUUUAUCCAAGUACUUACACAGACACUCCCUCCCUCCCUCUCUCUCUUUCUGUGAAGAAGAGGCUAAUAUGGGAUCAGUGUCGCUGAAAAUAGGAGAUGGAACAGCCAGAUUCAAGAGAGCAAGUUUCUGUUCAUCAGCAGUGAACAUUCUCAUGCUCUUCUCUGUACUAACCACUAAUCUUUUUGCAUUAUAUGCCUUCACAUCUUCUCCAAAAGACCAUCAAACUCACCUCUUUCACAAUCCCCAUAAAAAUAUAUCUUUGAUCUCUGAGCGUGUCUCUUUAAUACUAAGAGAGAUCGCUGCUUCUCAAAAAAAGCUUGCCGGGAUGGAGAAAGAGCUUUUGGGCUAUGAAACUAUGGAUAUUUCAAGGCCCAAUAUUGCAAGUGAGCUCAAAUUGUUCUUGCAACACCAUCAACUCCCUCUUGGUAAGGAUUCAAGAACUGGGAUCACUGAGAUGGUGGCUUCUGUGGGUCAUUCUUGUGAGAAAUCUGCAGACUUGUUGUCUCAGUAUAUGGCUUACAAGGUUUCUGGGCCCUGUCCUGGUGAUUGGAGCCUUGGCCAGAAGUUGAUUUUGCGUGGAUGUGAGCCUUUGCCCAGAAGGAGAUGCUUUGCAAAGUCUGUUCAAAAGGUGGGUCUUUAUCGUUUUCCUGUUUCUCUUUGGAAACCUGUUAGUGAAAAGAUUUUAACUUGGAGUGGUCUUGGUUGCAAGAAUCUUGAGUGCUUGAAUAGAAAGAAGUUGAGCAGGGAUUGUGUUGGUUGCUUUAAUAUUACUAGUGGUUAUGAGACUCAAAGGUUUGUUAAAGCUCGAGGCAAGAAUGAUUUUAUCAUUGAUGAUGUGUUAGCUUUAGCAAGUGGGGGAAUUAGAAUUGGAUUUGAUAUUGGUGGUGGGUCUGGGACAUUCGCUGCUAGGAUGGCAGAGAGAAAUGUGACUGUGAUUACUAGUACUUUGAAUGUGGAUGCUCCAUUUAGUGAAUUUAUUGCAGCAAGAGGGCUUUUCCCUUUGUAUUUGAGUUUAGAUCACAGGUUCCCUUUCUAUGACAAUGUUUUCGAUUUAAUUCAUGCUUCUAGUGGAUUGGAUGGAGGGGACAAACCUGAAAAGUUAGAGUUCUUAAUGUUUGAUAUCGAUCGAAUUCUGAGGGCUGGUGGAUUGUUUUGGUUGGAUAACUUCUACUGUGCAGAUGAUGAGAAGAAGACAGCUUUGACUCGGUUGAUUGAGCGGUUUGGGUAUAAGAAGUUGAAAUGGGUUGUGGGAGAGAAGAUAGACACAGCUGGGUCAGGGAAAUCAGAAGUUUAUUUGUCUGCCGUACUACAAAAGCCAGCAAGAGUGUGAUGAUUACUGGAGUUUUCACAGGAAACUGAAAGAGUUCCAAGUUUGAAUUUGAUAAGUAUUCAUCUUCAUGGGUUAUAAUUGGGAAACUGUCUUAGGUAAUGAUAAGGGAGUGGCUUAACCGGUGGUUACAAGUCUUGACUUGCGUUCACCUAGUUUCUGGCUUGCUCUCUACCUUCUACCUUCUACUUUUCUCUUUAGCACACCGACUACUUGAUAUGUGAGUACCAGAGUUCAUUUGGGAAGUCAAGAGCAUAUGAAUGUAAUAAUGCUUGGAACUAGGAAGUACUAGUUCUAGGUUUUAGUUAUAGGGAAACAUGAUAAUCACUUUUAAGAUACUGAUUCGCAGGGAAGAUUUUGGUAUCCUUUCGCAAACGGAUAUUGACAAUUUUCCAAUUCAUCUUUGUGGUAGUGGCAUUGCAUUCUUGUAUGUGCACAAGCUGUUCCUUUCA
Messenger RNA from Populus euphratica (Euphrates poplar), 1860 nucleotides. RefSeq lists its product as uncharacterized. The record is from RefSeq and is a predicted model, not a curated record. Gene Ontology annotation, molecular function: methyltransferase activity. Lineage: Eukaryota; Viridiplantae; Streptophyta; Magnoliopsida; Malpighiales; Salicaceae. The transcript is spliced from 2 exons. Bases 149 to 1411 code for a protein of 420 amino acids.